AAAGGUAAUAAUGAACUUUUUCCAUCAGUUGAUGUGACCCUGGACUCCAGCACUGCUCAUCCACGUCUCCUCCUAUCAGAAGACAAGAAGAAGGUGUGGUGCGGUGACAGGCACCAACAUGUUCCCAACAACCGUGAGCGCUUUGACCGUGUCGUCUGCGUUCUGGGGCGCGAGGGCUUCAGCGGGGGUCGACACUACUGGGAGGUAGAGGUCGGUGGAAAGACCGACUGGGACCUGGGGGUGGCCAGUCAUUCCUGCAACAGGAAAGGUAAGAUCACAGUCAGCCCCAGCAACGGCUACUGGUUUCUUAGCUUGCGGGACAAGAACAAUUUAGCCUUCAGGACUGAGCCUUCCACUGCCCUACCCCUCAGCCUGAAGCCUCAGAAGAUUGGGCUGUUUGUGGACUACGAAAAAGGCCAAGUGUCCUUUUAUAAUGUGGACGCAAAGAUGCACAUCUACACGUUCAUGGACAACUUCUCCGAGACCAUUUAUCCGUUCUUCAGUCCCUGUACCAACAAAACAGGCAAAAACGAUGCUCCGCUGGUGAUCACGCCUGUCCAGUGACGUUUUGUGACCAAACAUCUCCACCUCUAAUGUUUUGGGCUUUUCUUUUUCGCCUAACAAAAUAGCCUUUUCAUACCCACAAAUCUUUCUUAUUCUAUUAAAGUCGGCAUUAAACAAAG
Molecule: messenger RNA, 683 nt
Organism: Pimephales promelas (fathead minnow)
Lineage: Eukaryota; Metazoa; Chordata; Actinopteri; Cypriniformes; Leuciscidae
Source: RefSeq, a predicted model, not a curated record